AUGGCUCUAACAUGGAACGCUCGGACUUAUCCACUACGUCGCUGGUUCUCUGCAUAUAGAACCAUUACUUAUCAGUACAUUCGACCGUCGACCGUUGCUACGUUUGCGACUUCAGUCGAAAGGCAGAGUGCUAACCGCGCAAUAACAAUGCCCCUCCUCUGCGCAGAGAGGUCUAAUGGAACGUGUAUGUAUAGCACAUCCUCACUCUUCAGGAUCCUAAUAUUCAAUGAAUCUGUACAGCUGUCAGAAAGAUAUCUUGAAUUCGACCUUCAACAACUCCUGAAGUUACAGCGGUCUCUAGUGAGGGUGCCCGUUAUUACUUUAGGCACUAGAGUUCUCAAGUGUCGUGAAGGGCUUAACAAUAAAGCCUACUUGCUCACGAUGGAUAACGGUUCGGAGGUCUUUGCAAAGCUCCCAAAUCUGAUCGCGGGGCCUGCUUAUUAUACAACGGCGUCGGAAGUAGCCACUCGCGAAUUUCUGCGCGAUGCAUUGAAUAUUCCUACUCCUCGUAUUAUUGCCUGGUCUGCUGAUCGAAACAAUGCGGUUGGGGCAGAAUACAUCCUGGAGGAAAAGGCCCCAGGCAAGCCACUGGGCAGUCUCUGGUAUCAAUGGGAUGACAUUCCAGAGGAUAUGUGCAGUGAUAACGCUAUAAUAACCAAUGUGCCACUGGACUCAUCGGUACUCGAACGUUUCAAGAUGGGACCGCUCGUCUCGAGCGGGAUGUGGCGCGGUGAAAGGGCAGGCAUGGAUAUGAAUAGAGGACCAUAUAACGGACCGCUCGAGUUUAUAGAAGCUAUGGCUACAAAUGAGAUGCAGUUUAUCAAAACGCAUGCGCGUCCUCGUAUGAAUUACCAUCGAUCCCCUACAGAACCCGAGUCGCCCGAGGAGGUGCUUGAUCUCUUAGAUCGGUAUCUACAACUCGCUCCAGCUAUGGUACCUCCCUUAGGGACGGACGAUACACACUCGCCAACACUUUGGCAUCCAGACCUCCAUCUUGAUAACGUAUUCGUUGACCCCGAAUCAAAGCAAAUCACUCGCAUAAUUGACUGGCAAUCAGCUGCCGUUAUGCCCUUCUUUUACCAAUGUGGCGUCCCGAGGAUGUUUCGGCAUCCAGGGAUAGUUGCUGAUGGUUGGGCCUUGUCCGAGCUUCCAGAGGAUUAUGACAGCCUUGAUCAAAACGAGAAGGCGAAGAUUGAUAGUGACAGAAAGAGCGAAACUUGCCAUAAAUAUUACGAGGCGGAGACCAAGACCGAAAAUCCAAGACAUUGGGCUGCCCUACAACUAGACAAUGCCGACGUGCGAACAGAACCAUCACGCCUUGUUGUGAACGUAUGGCAGGAUCGCGAUGUCUUUUUCCUUCGGCGGGCACUGCUUUCCAUCGUCGAGCAGUGGCAGGACCUUUGUCCAGAGUCUGAUAAAUGUCCUGUCAGCUUCAACGAGCAGGAGCUUGCACUACACGAGGCCGAGGAGGAGAGUAUGAGCAAUGUUGGAGAAAUAUUAAGACUCUUUCGAGAUAAAUGGGGACUGCCUCCAAAUGGGAUGGUAGAUCCAACUGAAUUCGACCAGAUACGUACUGCUGUAGCCGAGCUCAGGAAUUCCUUCAUUGAGGAUGCUGAUGAUGAGGCGGAAAGGGAACUCUUCGCAAAGCUAUGGCCGUACCAGGAUGCGGACAUCUAA
Lachnellula hyalina is the source of this 1677-nucleotide messenger RNA. Its product is annotated as Altered inheritance of mitochondria protein, mitochondrial. The record is from RefSeq and is a predicted model, not a curated record. The transcript has 6 exons. Gene Ontology annotation, cellular component: mitochondrion. NCBI's taxonomy places the organism in Eukaryota, Fungi, Ascomycota, Leotiomycetes, Helotiales, Lachnaceae. Bases 1 to 1677 code for a protein of 558 amino acids.